UUAGUAAUAGUUAAGACUGGUAUUAUUCGUACCUCUGGCAGAUUAAGAUGUAAAGUCAUUCUUCUACAUUAACCUAGAGAUUAGAGCGAUGGCAAGGAGGCUUUCCAACCUCAAUUUUGAAGCAAAGAGAAACAUCAGCACACAUCAAAAAGAUUGCAUUAAAAUGUAUUUUUCUUACUCCUGUCCGUGUGGUACGCAUGUUAGUAUAGUAGUUAUUUAAAAUAACUCUUGAUAGACUUGAGGAGAAAUAAACGUUUUAGAGAUGAAGCGAGAAGGACUUGUAAUGCAAACAUGAAGCAGUCUUUUAGUUUCCUCCAUUUACUUGCCCACAUUUGCCUUCCACCCGCCACGCAGCUUCAGGAAGAAACACCUUGUUGUGCUUUUAUUGUGAUAACCGGAAGUUCCGAGGGUCUGCAACGCCAAGUCAAGCCGAAAGUGUUGUCAUCAGUCGUUUUUCUAACGUGACUCAUUUGUUUGUUUACAAUCAUUUGACGCGCUGUUUCAGCAGCCGGAGCGCCGACCUGACGCCUCGACUCGCCUACUGCCGCUGCGUCGCAACAAACUAUUCCGAAGCGACUCCCUUUCACCCGAGGGAACAAUCUAUGCAGAGAUUAUAUAUUUGAGAGAUGGGUUCAGAGAACUCUGACCACUUUGGACCAGCGGCGGUCCUUGUCGACGAAGACGAGCAAGAAGUAGGUGGUCUAAUCAACUCAGACGGGGAAGAAGUGGAGUUCUCCGAAGUCAGAGCAAAUCCCAUCUCAGGCGUCAUAUCUGCAGAGACUCCCUCCAAGAAAUUGAUUCAGAGUGAGAGUGAAAAGCUAGCAUCCCUCCACAGCUGCUCGGUUUGUGGGAAAGACUUUCCUUAUGCCUCUAAGCUUCAGCGACAUCUGCGCACUCACUCGGGAGAGAGACCCUUCCCUUGCUCCAUGUGCGAAAAGAGAUUUCCAGAGAAAGGGCUCCUCAUGAUCCACGAAAGGGUCCACACGGGCGAAAAGCCGUUCCCGUGCACUUUCUGCACCAAGAGGUUUGCCAGUCAGGGGGAGCUUCGGCUCCACCGGAGGACUCACACGGGCGAGAGGCCCUACCACUGCUCCAUCUGCCUGAAGAGCUUUUCUCGGCACUGGCACUUAAAGACACACCUGGAGGCGAUGCACUGCGAGGUAGUCGCAGGCUUCACGAGGAAGAAGUUCCCAUGCUCGGACUGUGAGAAGAGCUGCAACUCGGCGGCCGAGCUGAGGGACCACCAGCGGACUCACACUGGAGAAAGGCCCUUCCAGUGCUCAUUCUGUGACAAACGGUUCGCCUUGUCUGGAACACUGGUGAGGCACGAGCGCCUCCACACCGGUAUCACCCCCUACCACUGCUCUGACUGCGGCAAGACCUUCGCGCAGCAGUGGACGCUCACCACGCACAUGAGGACUCACACGGGAGAGAAGCCAUAUAGCUGCUCUCAGUGCGACAAGUCGUUUGUCGCUCCUGGGGAACUUCGGAGGCACACCAGGAUCCACACAGGAGAGAAACCAUACACCUGCGUUGACUGCGGACGGCACUUCUCGUUAGCGGGAACUCUGAGAAACCACCGGCGGUCGUGUAUGUCGACCAAGAACGAGUCCGUCCCUGAUGUCGUCUUGGGAGUGAGUCAAGCAUCGGCGGAUGAGUCGUGCCUGGAGGGCCAGGGUAACUCCAUCAUCUGUGAGGUACCUGAAAGCGAGACCUCCCCAAAUGCUGCUGAGCGUCCUAACUGUGUCACAUUGCCUCAGCCAGAAGUUAUCCCGAGGACAAUGGAAAACCCUUCAGAGAACCACGUUUCCACUCCCCAUGUGAAAGUUAUAGUGAAACAGGAAGAAGAGGAGGAACCUUUAUACGAGGAAACUCCAGACCACGCAUCAGAUGGGGAGAAUUGUGAGACUCCGGAAGAAAAUGAAGAGCUGCAUCAGCAAAGCAACAAUGAGAUUAGGAUUACAGUAAAAGAUGAAGAGGAGGGGUCAGUAAACGAAAAUCCGGAUGCUGACGAAGACGUUGAAAAACGCGGUCUUCCAACGUCGCCUGAGGAGAAGCAAAGUCGAAGCAACUCGAAGAGUUCCUACUGCUGCGGGCUCUGUGGGAGAGACUGCCACAAGAUGUCGGCGCUGCAGAUCCACAUGCGCAUUCACUCAGGCGAGAAACCCUACCAGUGCUCCCUCUGCGGGAAACAGUUCACACAGAAGGGUCAGCUAAAAGGUCACUUUAAAGUCCACACCGGAGAGAAGCCGUAUUCCUGUCCGGACUGCGGCAAGAGCUUCGCCCACUCCGGCGCCAUGAACCGACACCGGCUCACCCACACGGGUGAGAAGCCGUACCACUGCUCUGUGUGCGACCGCAGCUUCAACCAAUCCGGCCGACUGAGGGAACACGAAAAAAUCCACCUGGGGGAGAAGUUCGACUGUCCCGAGUGCGACAAGAGCUUCACGCGCGCUUCCAGCCUCAAAAACCAUGUGAGGCUGCACACCGGGGAGAGACCGUACGGCUGUGACGUCUGUGGGCGGGGCUUCAGCCGCUCGCAGAGCCUCAGGCUCCACAGGAGGAAACACUUUGAGACCGAGGGAACGUCUCCGGUCGUCACGAAGAAUGACGACUUGUAUGAGAGCGACAAUAACUCCCCCAUUAAUAUGUGCAUAACGGAGAAAAAUGACUGAAAAAAAACUAUUUAUUUAACCAGAUAUAUAUUGGUAGUGUUUAAUAUGAGAUCAAAAGUCUGUAAAUCUGAGAAAGUGGAACGUAGCCACUUACCUCUGUGAAUUUAUUGUUACCCAUCUGUGAUGCUUCUAUAUAAAAAGUGUUAAAAACUAAAAUAUUUAUCGCUGAAGUGUACAAACAGCCUUAUGAACAGAAACAUGUGAUCUGUGCUACCAAACAGGAUUAGCUGCUCAUCAAGAAACACGAAGCUGGGUUACUCCUCACCUGGGUUCAGCACUAUUUAUUUAUUUAUUUAUUUGACCUUUUUUUUGUCCGUAGUAGGGAAUUUAUAGUGAAACAAGUUUUUUUUAUUUGAAAAUAAAAAAAAACAAACAAAAAAAGUACUUCUUUCCUCUGAUUUUCUGAGAUGCGCCAUUUCACUUCAUUAUCGUGUAAAAUGUAUUUAUUUUUUUGAGUUUCACAUCACGUUAUAAUGGUAUUCGUUCAUUAAAAACAUGCCUGGAGAAAGAGGCCCAAUUGCGAGGAGUUAAGUUGGAAAGUCAAACUGAUGUAUAGACAAUCCUGGACACGUCACGUUGCUACGUGUCCAGGAUCCCUGCUGGAGGACAAAAAAGCUGCUUGCCGACGAUGAUUAUCGUUGGUUUUACUGUCAACAUGAUGCGCUAAAUCUUAAUUGUGCUUGACAUAUUGAAGAAAAAGUGACACGGUGUUUGCGGCUAAUUGUCAACACUAUGAAACAUAUUAAAAGACGUUUAUUAAAUACACACCCUGUUGCAGGGGUCUCCAAAGUACGGCACAGGUGGGCUGAUUGGACUGAUUGGGGCCCCAAGCUCAGGUGAUUGGUAGAAAUGGGGGCUUUUUAUGUUUUAUUCGUGCAAAAUUAUUACAGACAAAUUCUAAUCUUCCUAGCACACACACGCACAAGAAAUGUGUCUUAAUACUCAUAUUUUUUGCGUUCUAUUCAUUUUCAGCAAUGUUUCCAUUACAAAUGUUCAGAUGUUUUUCUGGCUAUUCUGCUAAUGUAAAAAAAAAAAAACACUUUUAGCGAAUGUACUAAUUUUAAAUUCAAUUUGUACAAUUCAGUGGUUAAAGGAAGCACAGCUAAAGUAAAACGAACCACAUCAUGUUUUUGGCUCAUGACUUUUACUCUGAAAGGAACUGCUGUGCAACUAAAUCUGUUAUAAUUUUUUUUUUUUUUUUUACUUGGCUAAAUACAACUGGCUUGUUUAAAGUCAGAGUGACUUCAAUUCUUUUUUCAUUACUGAGAAUUAGACCAUUUAUUAGCCAAAAGAAUGUCCAAACUGGAUUCCUUCCUCAUAAUGAAAACGCGCAAAACCCUUUUUAACUUCUGGAUGUACAAUGUUUUAAACUUUCCUCUGAAAAAUUCAACCCCUUUAUUUAAAUAAUUGUUUUGCUUAUCUUGUUAAGUAGUAAAAGUAAAACACCACACAUUUUUGGUGGUUUAAAUAAUUUAAAAAAUGAUUUUCUUUUUUUUUGUCUUGUAGGAACUGUUGCCUUUACAAUUUUUGCUCGGGACAAAACCUUCGGAUACCCCUGCCAGUGUGCUUUUUUUAUCUUUCAAACUCAAAACUUUGCAGUGAUACACAUCCCUGCAUGACCAGCAUUUUUAUUAUCAUUAUUUGUACCUUAGAACGUAGGUGCUGUGAGAUUUUAAUGGUUUAAAACCCCAAAUUAUUAACUUCAACGAAGGAUUUACACCUUCUGUCUUCAGCAACCUCCACAAACCGCCACCAGUACGGUUCAUAUCCCAAAAUCCUACCUCCAUUGCAGGACUGAAGUAAAUUUCUAACUAGGUUAUCAGUUUUUAAUUUGCUGUUUAUGUCAAGAGAAAAAGAGAUGAAUCACUAUAUGAUAUGUCAAACCUGCUUUAUAGUCCAGGCCUCGGUUGUGUUCAGAUUCUAACGGUAUGUGUUUAAUAAACGGAGUAAAAAUUCUUAUAACAGCUCAGAUUUACACACAGAAAUGCAUUGAGAACGCUGCAGGUUCUAUCCACAACCAAAACCUUAGGAAAACAAUAACAUCUCAAUACAGAAAGUAAAGAAAAUGGAUUAUUAGUGAGUUUUUUUUUUUUUUUAAUUAACAAGUGUUUACAUAUUUCCAUCUACGCAAACGUUUUCUGAAGAUUUAGUUUCCUCUGAAUCUGGACGAAUGUUUUGUAUGAAUUUUUUAUUUGUGUAACCGCCGUCGAAGUGACUUCACCCUGAACAGGCGACCUCGAUCGGACACAUUCCAGAGUUCGUUUUGCCUCUGCAUCAUGUGGCAGCCCACAUGUUUUCAUCUGGAUAAAGCUCCAGAAUCUGGGCUGGUGUUUUCAUGACGCCAAUCUGGUUAGUUUGGGACCAAAACGCAGCUGCUUUACUGCUGCGUUUGGGAUGUUGUUAAAGCUUCUGCUUUCUUUCAGUGCUUCUGAACUGAUCGGUAACUUUGAUGAGUAGGUCUGACGACAUAGAAUGAGAAACAUGACCACAGCAUGAUACCUGAGUCACCGUGCUUUAAUGUAUGGUGACCAAAACUAAUUGUUUGAGGACUUAGGUCCAAAAGGAGGAAUCUUGUUAUUGUUCAGCAAAAUGUUGCACCAAAUCACUUUAGGACAGUCAGUCAGUUUGUUCUUUGGCAAAUUUUAAUCUGCAAAUUUU
Messenger RNA from Poeciliopsis prolifica (blackstripe livebearer), 5333 nucleotides. RefSeq names its product zinc finger protein ZFP2-like. The coding region runs from base 627 to 2675 and encodes 682 amino acids. Gene Ontology annotation, cellular component: nucleus. The record is from RefSeq and is a predicted model, not a curated record. The transcript is spliced from 6 exons. Lineage: Eukaryota; Metazoa; Chordata; Actinopteri; Cyprinodontiformes; Poeciliidae.